Messenger RNA from Neltuma alba, 541 nucleotides. RefSeq names its product AP2-like ethylene-responsive transcription factor At1g16060. The record is from RefSeq and is a predicted model, not a curated record. Gene Ontology annotation, molecular function: DNA-binding transcription factor activity; DNA binding. The transcript is spliced from 7 exons. Gene Ontology annotation, biological process: regulation of DNA-templated transcription. The annotation marks the transcript as partial. Lineage: Eukaryota; Viridiplantae; Streptophyta; Magnoliopsida; Fabales; Fabaceae.
AUGGGGAAACACAGGAGUAACGCAAACAAGAACAGUAACCCUAAGGCCACUAAUAACAGUAGUCUGACUGCUUCCACCACCCCCAAGAAACGAACCAGGCGAAGUGUUCCCAGAGAUGCACCUCUUCAACGUAGCUCAAAAUACAGAGGAGUCACUAGACACAGAUGGACAGGACGAUAUGAAGCUCAUUUGUGGGACAAGAAUUGUUGGAAUGAAUCGCAGAACAAGAAAGGACGACAAGUGUAUCUGGGUGCUUAUGAUGAUGAAGAGGCUGCAGCACAUGCUUAUGAUCUAGCAGCGUUGAAGUAUUGGGGUCAAGAUACCAUACUAAACUUUCCGUUAUCGACUUAUCUCAACAAAAUGAAAGAAAUGGACGGUCAGUCAAGGGAAGAAUAUAUUGGAUCAUUAAGAAGGAAAAGCAGCGGUUUUUCUCGGGGAGUUUCUAAAUACAGAGGCGUGGCAAGACAUCAUCAUAAUGGAAGAUGGGAAGCUCGCAUUGGCAGAGUUUUCGGCAACAAAUAUCUUUAUCUUGGGACUUAUG